AUGUCCAGAAGUCGGGUCGACUUCGGCGAGAGCGAGUAUAUCAGGGAUAUCCCACGUCGCGCCCCUGUUCGAGAAUAUGAUGAGCUGGACGUCCGUGUGCGGGAGCGGUCGCGGGAGCGUGUGCCGGCUUUCAUGCGGGAGGAGAAUAGGAGGCCCGAGCCGGGUCCGCUGGUGCUCAGACAAAGAGAGGUUGAGACGGUCGAGCGGCCCCGCCAAAGGUCCCCUAGCCCAAUCCGGUACCGCGAGCGCAUAGUUGAGCGCGCUAGGAGCGUCAGCCCUUCCAGACGCUUUGAGGAAGAUGUGCGCAUUCGAAAAGUCGUUAGGGAGCCAAGCCGUGGCCCUGGCCCCGAGAGGAUCCGGUUUAUCCAACCGUCACGCUCCCGGUCGCGGUCUCGUUCAUCGGAACGGGAGCAUAUUCGGAUCGUUGAGAGAAAGGAGGAAAGGAUCCCCGCGCCUCCGUCGCCGCCACCGCCGCCCAAGGUCAUCAAAGGGCCGACGAUUGAGAGAGAAGUUAUCACGCAUUACCGGGACAUCGAUCAUGGCAUGGUCGUUGCGCGACCACCCUCUCCUCCACCCCCGGUGCGUCAUCGUGACACCGAGAUUGACAUUGUCACAUCUCGAGGAGACACGGAGAUCGACAUCCGCAGGAACCACCAUUCCCACAGUCGUGGACGAUCUAUCUCUCGGGAGCGGGUCUCACGCCGCCCGAGAUGGGAGGACGACGUGCUGGUUGAGAGUGACCGCAAGCACCUUCACGUGGACAUUGAGCGCCGGCGGAGCACCUCCAGGGGACGCCGUGCCCACUCGGCCGCUCCGCCGACGACCCACUACGACGACGAAGCCAGGGAGAUCAUGUAUCAAGUGACCGCGCGGGGCAAAAUGGGUGAAGCGAAGAACGGCAUAACCCAGGACUGGGCCCUCAUCGACGUGCCGCCCGGAACGGAGCGUGUAAUCAUGGACGGCGCCGGCGGCGCGGCUGCCGAAGUGACAUGGACGAAAUACAGCGGCGCAAGACGCGCCAAGUUCAUCCCAGACCGCGAUGAGAAGAGCUCUGUCGUUUCAUCAUCGACAAGCGUGACGGAUGUUCGAGGCCGGGAGCGGGACCAGGAUAGGCGCCUGAGCGUACAAAUCAUCGACAAGGACGGCCGCGGCAAAGACCGUGAGGUUGAAAUCGAAAAGGUCACGGAUCGACGUGUCACCGUCCGCAGCGGCUCAAUUCCACCCACACCGCACCGCAGGAACGACUCGAUGUGGACCGAGAUCCCGAGGGACAUGGUCACGCGCGAGGCUAUCGAUGAGCUGGGCUAUGAGUUCGAGGAAACCGAGCGCUAUUACUACAUUGUCGACUACCUCACUCCUGACGACGUCCAACGCCUCGUAGACCUGUCCGAUCGGAUCCGCGCGGCGCGCAAGGAGCGUGCCCGCGAAAUCCAGUGGGAACGCGAGUGGCGCGACGACGUCCAGCACCGCAACCAUCACCACCACCACCGCCACCGCUACUCGGUCGACCACUUUGACGACGAGCGCGUCGUCGAGCACGAAAUCAUCUAUGAUAGCCGCCAUCCCGGAAAGCUGUACCGGCACUAG
Messenger RNA from Canariomyces notabilis, 1587 nucleotides. RefSeq lists its product as uncharacterized. Bases 1 to 1587 code for a protein of 528 amino acids. The transcript is spliced from 3 exons. Lineage: Eukaryota; Fungi; Ascomycota; Sordariomycetes; Sordariales; Chaetomiaceae. The record is from RefSeq and is a predicted model, not a curated record.